Messenger RNA from Impatiens glandulifera, 975 nucleotides. RefSeq names its product ring-infected erythrocyte surface antigen-like. The coding region runs from base 1 to 975 and encodes 324 amino acids. NCBI's taxonomy places the organism in Eukaryota, Viridiplantae, Streptophyta, Magnoliopsida, Ericales, Balsaminaceae. The transcript is spliced from 4 exons. The record is from RefSeq and is a predicted model, not a curated record.
AUGGAAGAGUCCUCCACAGAGAAAAGAUUGUAUAGUGGAGAGGAUUUUGAACAAAUUGACAAUUCAUUCGAUGAUUUGUUUGAGGGAGGUACUGAACGAGGGAGAAAGAGAAAGGCUGAAGCGGAAUCAGAUGAAAAUGUUGAUGAAGAUCAAGAUAAAGAACCUACUAUUGACAUUGUUGAAGCGGAGGAGAAGAAGAAUGAGAAUGAUAUGGAGAAGAAGGAUCUAAUUGAGAACAUUGUUGAAGAAGAGGACAUUGAGAAGGAUCUGAUUGAGAACAUUGUCGAAGAGGAGGACAUUGAGAAGGAUCUGAUUGAGAACAUUGUCGAAGAGGAGGACAUUGAGAAGGAUCCGAUUGAGAACAUUGUUCAAGAGAAGGACAUUGAGAAGGAUCCGAUUGAGAACAUUGUCAAAGAGGAGGACAUUGAGAAGGAUCCGAUUGAGAACAUUGUUCAAGAGGAGGACAUUGAGAAGGAUCUGAUUGAGAACAUUGUUCAAGAGGAGGACAUUGAGAAGGAUCCGAUUGAGAACAUUGUUGAAGAGGAGAAUGUUGAGAAGGUGAAUGAGAAUGAAGAAGUGGAGAACGUUGAGAAUGUGAAUGAGAAUGAAGAAGUGGAAAAGAAAGAAGAAGUGGAGAACGUUGAAAAGGUGAAUGAAAAUGAAGAAGUGGAGAACGUUGAGAAGGAUCCGAUGAAUGAAGAAGUGGAGAAGAAGGAAAAGGAGGAGAAUGUGAAGAAGGUAGUGAAGAAAAAGCCGGUAAAGAAGGCAGUGAAGGCAAUGAAGGAAAAGCCGGUAAAGAAGGGAGUGAAGAAAAUGGAGGAAAAUGAGGACGAUGAUCUGAAACUAUUCAAUACUCCUCCUAAAAUCCUAAAGGCUCGUACAUCUGAGAUAAUGGCUCGUACAGCUGAGAUGAUGUCUCAUGCUGUUGAGAUGAUGGCUCAUGCUGCUGAGAUGAUGUUGCUCCUGCUCUUGUAG